Molecule: messenger RNA, 947 nt
Organism: Medicago truncatula (barrel medic)
Lineage: Eukaryota; Viridiplantae; Streptophyta; Magnoliopsida; Fabales; Fabaceae
Exons: 1
Coding region: 98-775 (225 amino acids)
Source: RefSeq, a predicted model, not a curated record
UCUUUCCAUCAUCCUCUCAUAUAUAAAAAUCAAAUUUUCUUUUUGUUUCUCAAACCACCAUAACAACCAUUUCUCUUGAUUUAUUUUAUUUUCAACAAUGGGAAAUUUAGUAGUGACUCCAUGCUUUCAUCCUCAAAACAAAAAAUUGUUAUCUUCAUCAUCAUCGUCGUCGUCAUCGUUGUUGCCAUCGUCAGCUAAGCUUAUAUUUUGGCAAGGUUCAACGAGAUUGCUAAACGGUAAGCACAUCGCUGGCGAGAUCUUGUUAGAGUACCCGGAGACGAUGGUUUGUCAUGCUGACUCGUUUUUCAUCGGACACCCUAUCCCUAGUUUGGAUUUAGAAGACGAACUCUUUCAAGGAGAGACUUAUUUUGUUCUCCCUAUUCAUCUCUUUUCAUGCAAAACACUCUCAGUUUCUUCACUUUUAUCAUUUAGAUUACAUAAUAAUGAUAGUAACAACAAGUCAACAAUCAAAUUUGGAGAGUGCCCUUUUGAGUAUUUGAAGGAUUGUGAUGGAAAAGUGUUGAUAAAGGUUAUGCCAGAGUUCAUUACAAGGCUUGUUAAUGGAGGAGAUAGAUCAGGGGAUGAUUGUUGCAUUAGUAGUAAAAGUAGCUUCCUUUGUAGUACUCCUGAGUUGAAAAAACAUUAUGAAAUGCUUGUGAAGUCUAAGGAUCAGGUUUGGUCUCCUAAGCUUGAAACUAUUUUGGAAAAUAAGGUUAGACUUAGAAAGGAAAGAAAAAGAGAAAAGGCACAACCACAAACUGUGUCUGCUAGAUAGUUCAUAUGUAUCUGUAAUAUUUUAGAGUGAAAGUAAUUAAACUUGAAUUUGUGCACUUAUAAUUUUAUCAUAUAUGUACAUCAAUUAAUUUGCCCACAGUUUUGAUUAGUUAGAUUAUAUGUAAUUUAUUCUGAUCUGUUCAUAAUUAUAUGUGGAAAUGGUUAAAAGAGAA